Gadus chalcogrammus (walleye pollock) is the source of this 12585-nucleotide messenger RNA. It is a transcript of the gene paxip1, whose product is annotated as PAX interacting (with transcription-activation domain) protein 1. The transcript is spliced from 23 exons. Bases 140 to 3592 code for a protein of 1150 amino acids. NCBI's taxonomy places the organism in Eukaryota, Metazoa, Chordata, Actinopteri, Gadiformes, Gadidae. The record is from RefSeq and is a predicted model, not a curated record. Gene Ontology annotation, biological process: positive regulation of transcription initiation by RNA polymerase II. Gene Ontology annotation, cellular component: nucleus.
GUCAGCAUGGUGUCGUCCACUCUGGAUUUGGCGCUAGAGCGGCUUUAGUGUACGAGUGGCGGCGGACCUGUUAGCCUCUGGAUAUUUGGUCUAUCUCCUCUCCUUUCAACUCACCGUGGUCACCUAUUCAUGGACAAUCAUGUCUGACGAAGAGUCAAAGGUCCCUGAAGAACUUUUUAAAGAUGUCAAAUUCUACGUGGUCGGGGACAUUGAUGAGACGGUAGUUAAGCUGCUUAAAGCUGGGAAAGGCAAGGAGGUGUCUUACAAUGCCUUGGCCACGCAUAUUAUUGCAGAGGAUGGGGACAACCCAGAGGUUGGCGAGUCACGAGAAGUCUUUGAUCUGCCUGUGGUAAAGCCCUCCUGGGUGAUCCUAUCGGUUCGCUGUGGAGAUCUUCUGCCAGUUACUGGAUUUUCCCCAGAGUCCGGACAGAUAUUUUUUGGAGUAACAGCUUGUCUUCCAAAACUGCCUGAUGAUCUCAACGCUCUUUGGGCUUAUGUUACAUUCUACGGAGGAGACUGCCAGCUGAAUCUAAACAAGAACAUCACACACCUUGUGGUCAAAGAACCGAAAGGGCCCAAAUUUGAGUGUGCUCUGAAGCAUCCUUACAUUAAGAUUGUUACCCCAGACUGGAUCAUCGAUUCUGUUAAAGGCAACACCAGAAAGGAUGAAUUAUUCUAUCACCCCCGCCUCACCUAUAUGGAGCUUGAGGAUGAAGGGGAGAGUGAUGAGUCAUACGACCAGCGGUCCCGUUCUGAUGGAAGCAACAGCCCGCGGCCCUCACGCCCUUCCAGCACUGCCUCGUCCUGUGCUGAUUCUCCCGACAGCCCCCGCCGACGUCCAGGCCCCAAAAAGCUUUCCUCCAUCACUUUCGCUUCAUCACGUAAGCCGGAGCGCGGGAGUGAGCGCAUGUUCGACGACUCAGACGACGACUCCCCCGCGGAAAAGGAGGGGCGCAACCUCAACUGGACACAAGUGGUCGCUCCUUCGGCGAUCGCGGCCACCAACGCAACCAGAAGACGCGGAGCGCCAGCUGGGAACAAAGACCCGCCCCCCCCCUCAGGCCAAGGGCUCGUCAGCCUGGGAACCACUGCUCCUUCUGUGCCUGAGAACGCCGCUGCAGUGGAUGGAUCUUCUGCCGCUGCUCCACUCAGUCAAUCUACACAGCAAGGGGUAGUUUCAGGUUCAGAGGCGGUCCCAGAAUGGAGUCCGGCAGCAAGAACUCUACGGAAUAUCACCAACAACUCUGAUAUGCAGCAAGCCAGCCGACCCACGACAGCCCCCCAUAAUCUGACUGGUGCUCAGGCAAAGCCAUCAGACCAGCAAACCAAUCGGAGCCAGGGUUCCACCCCCAACAGCAACAAUUCUCUACUUUUCCACCAAUCAAAGGUGCCUAGUGCUCCUCUGACAGCUGAGCUGCAACAACAGUUGUUACAGCAGCAGCAAUCACAUCAUGUCGCGCCGCAACAGCACCAUCAACAGUUGCCACAGCAACAGCAGAAUCCUAUGUUACACCUGAAGCAGCAACACCAGAUGAUGCAGCUUCCACAUCAUCAACCGCACCAGCCUCAACUUCCACAGGUUGUGCAGCAAGGGUUUUCACAAUUGCCCCAACAGCAACAACCGUUUCUGCAACAGUCACAGCAGAUCCAUCAACAACAGUUAUUUACUCAACAGCAGCAGCAGCAGCAGCAACAGCAGCAGCAGCAGCAGCAGCAGCAACAACAACAACAACAACAACAACAACAACAACAGCAGCAGCAUGCCUUCUCCCAGCAGCACCUGCGUCCUCAGCAGUUGAUGCGGCCUGGACUUCAGCAGCUGCAGCAGCAACAAGCGCUGCAGCAACAACUUCAGCAAUUUCAGCAGCAGCAACGUAUGCAGAUGCUACAGCAGCAGCAGCAGCAGCAGCAGCAGAACCAACAGCAGAAACAGUUACACCAGCAACAACUGCAGCAGCAGCAGCAUCACUUCCUACAGCAACAGCAAAUGCAGCAGCAGCAGCAUCACAUACAGCAAAUUCAACAGCAUCAACAUCUGCAGAAUCAACAAGCUCUGCAGCACCAGAACCAACAGCACCACCAGCCGCAGCAGCAACAUUCACAACAACAGCCACUCCAAACAUCGUUGCCGCCUCAGCAGCAGCCACCGCAGAUAUCCCAGUUGUUUGGACAUGAGCCAGGCCAAGAGAUUCCAGAGGAUGGCUUCCUUCUAGGUUGUGUGUUUGCGAUUGCCGACUAUCCUGAACAGAUGGCUGACAAACAGCUUCUUGCAACAUGGAAGAGGGUUAUCCAGGCUUGUGGGGGGACCGUUGACUCUUCUCUUAAUAGUCGUAGCACACAUCUGCUCUGUGAAAGCCAAGUGAGCAGCAUGUAUGUCCAGGCACUAAGAGAGGGGAAGCGCUGUGUGACAGCCCACUGGCUCAACACCAUUCUGAAGAAGAAGAGGAUGGUUCCCCCUCACAGAACAUUGCACCUUCCAUUUGCCUUUCCUCCAGGAGCUAAACCCUGCUCUCAACAUAUUAUAUCGUUGACGGGCUUCGUGGAUACAGACAGAGACGACCUAAAGCUAAUGGCGUACCUGGCUGGAGCCCGAUACACUGGUUACCUUUGCCGCAGCAACACGGUCCUCGUCUGCAAAGACCCCAGUGGACUGAAGUAUGAGAAGGCCAAGGAGUGGAAGAUACCCUGUGUCAACGCUCAGUGGCUUUGUGACAUCCUGCUGGGGAACUUUGAUGCUCUAAGGCAGAUCCAGCACAGUCGCUACUCUAACUAUAACCACUCUGAACCGCUGGUGCCUAACCAACUGCUUGUGCAUAAUCUACUAGGUGCCUGGCGGACUCCAGUCAAAGUCUCUGUAGAAGCACUGGCGAGCCUCAAGCUGCUUCAAAAACAGAGGUUGACUGACUCCCAGCCACCAAGCAAAAAAGCAAGGCUUGAGGAGAUCCAAUCACCCAAUCAGAAGCUCACCCCCGAGUCUACACCUCAUGUCACUUUCACAGGGUUUGAGCCCAUUCAGGUGCAACAGUACAUUAAGAGAGUACAUGCCUUAGGGGGUGAGCUCUCCGACAGUGUCCAGAAACCCACCCACCUGGUAGCUGGCCGGGUGACGCGCACCAUCAAGUUCCUAGCAUCCAUGUCUGUUGUCAAGCACAUUGUUACACCAGAAUGGCUGGAAGAAAGCUGGAGGAGUCAGAAGUUUGUAGACGAGCAGAGCUACAUACUAAGGGAUGCGGAGGCCGAAGUGCUGUUUGACUUCAGUUUAGACGAUUCCCUGAAGAGAGCCCACAGUACACCACUUUUUAAGGGGAAGUACUUCUACAUCACCCCAGGGAUCUGCCCAAGCCUCGGCACCUUGAAGGCCAUCUUGGAAAGCGCUGGUGGAAAGCUACUGCCUAAGCAGCCUUCCUAUCGCAAGAUCAUGGAACACAAGCAGAACAAGAACCUUCCAGAGAUUCUUCUUAUUUCCUGUGAAAAUGACCUUCACCUUUGUAGAGACUUCUUCUUGAAGAACAUUGAUGUACACAACGCGGAGUUCAUCUUAACUGGAGUUCUCACCCAGAAGUUGGAUUAUGUCUCAUAUAAGUUCACCUGAUGGCAGAAGACGGAUGCAAACAGAAGGAGAAAAUGUGUGAAGACAUAUUGCACUCCUGAUCUUCUUUCCUCUGAUGUAGAACUUUAAUUUGUAAUGUACAAUAUGUCAACAAUUCCAGAUUUAGAUUCCAUUUUUGUACUGACGAAUGUGUCAAUGGCUAAGAAGUCAUUUUUGUAGAUUUUGAGUAAAGAUUGAACGGAUGUUAUUUUUGUGAAAUUGUCUAAAUUAUGUACAUUUUAAACAAUUUGAAAUACGAAAUGAUUCAAAGCUUUAGUAAACACAUGCUGCUUUUGAAAAUAAAAACACUGUUAUGAAAAGACUUUGCGUACACCUUAGUAUUUUCCUCCCAAUUGUGUGUAUAAAUUUGCUUUUCUGACGUGUCAGAAAAUGUCACAUUUUGGAUAAAAUAUAGGUAUAUUUUCUUCGAGCCAACAUUACAAGUUGCACAAUGUAGGUCAAUUAAAAAAAUAUAUUCAUAUGUUGCUUAAACAAUUUAUUAAAAACAAACAUGUUCAUUCUGAACUAUAAACAAUAAAUCGUUUUUUUACAUUGAUAAAGAGGGAAAAAAAACUCAUGCUGGCAUAAUUGUACAAGUUGUAAAAUUUUGAUGAUUGCUACGAAAGAGGGUAACGCCUCGUUUCCCCAUACGUAUGUUUUUCGUAUCCGUGCUUCCGUAAAUUUACGGAAGGAGACGCUAGUGUUUUACGUACGGACAUGAAUUUAUUUACGGACAAAAGAUGGGGGAGUGUAUGAUAACGGCCGUUUUUAGGAGACCGGUACUUUGGAACAUGAGGAUCGACAUAUACAGAGAAAAAAACAAAACCAACCAGGCUUGGAAAGAGAUCGGCGAGGAGUUUGGCCUGCCAGGUACUUGCAUCUUUUGUGAAAAACAUAAAAACUUUCAUACGGUAUCUCCGUAAAAUGACGGCGAAAUUUUUUGAACGUAUAUAAUGGACAUAACGGACAGAAAUUUUACGGAGGCGAGGAGUCUCGGAGGAAAAACUGACAUUACGGAGAAUCACAUAGGAAUGAAUGGACUUUCGGUCGGAGACGGUUGGAUCGCAUACGAGAAUGUACGUAUGUGGAAACGAGGCGUAAAGGCCAAAGUAUACUACGGAUCCGUAAUCCGAUUCCGUAACUACGGAGACCCCUCGAGCAUUCGCAUUCGCAGUGAUGGUUAAGCUUCUCAUUAUAACCCCAUGGUGUGUGGCACAUUUUAUUUUCGUCGAUAAUUAUAACGCUAAUACACGUCGGUACGAACGACGAAGAAACGCAAAGUUGCCGUGGGUUGAAACACUAUCCUCAAACUUUCAGUCUAAAAAGCAUGUUUUUAAAUCUCAGCGGUUAAAUUCCAGCUGAAAUAGUGUUGUUUUUAGAUAAUCGUGAAAAAUGUAACCCGCCAGUACGUUUUUGUAAGUGUUAAUGCAUCAAUAAAGUAUAAGGAAGACGAAAAACAUUUUCAAAAGACUGCUGAAAUGAUUGUUGUUCUAAUGGUUAGAACAACAAUGGCCUGGUAUACACGGAAAAGCCCUGCUAAUUAUGCGAAUUGCCAAAAAACCUAACAUGUAGUUUUCAAUUUUUUAAUAUGUUGAAAUCAUACCCUGAUACCCUGCACUGGGCAGUCUUCAUCCCUACCAAACAUUUGAUGAAGCGACGCAGGACCUUCUCUUCACGCCUCGUUCACAUGCAUCCGUUGACGGAUUGGGCUUUUUGACCUAUCAAUGUGUUUUCCCGGGUUGUAUUACAAAGGCGUUUUUCAUUGGACAGUGUACUUGCGUAUAUUUGUAUAACGCAAUCUGAUUGGCCGACGGAUCCGUUGCUGCCGGAAAAGUUGAACAUUUCUCAACUUUUUGACGCAGGCCAUGUAGCCGACCGAAUGGACGGACCCACAAUGCAUUUCGAGAGCAUCCCAUGCAAAAUCAAUGAGAUCCGUGGAUGGACGCAUGUAGUGUGAAUGCACCCGGAAAGUAUUACAGCAACGUACAAGGCAGGAGAACGAUUGUUCAACAUUGUCUCUGCUGCCAAAGAAAUGUUUCAUUUCGAAAGGGAAGGCCAUUGAGGGCAAAAAUCAGUGGUUCAUUAUGUAGUAAAAAAAAAUGUGACGCUUACAGCUCACAGCAUGUAGCUGGCUAGCAACAGAAAAGCAUGUGUGAACUCCAAAGCAAUGUUAUAAACACAAUUAGCAUUAUUAGAUAAUGGCAUACACAUGUUAGAUGUCUUUAAAUAUAAAGUACAGACGUUUAGAUUAGAAAUUAGUCGUUCUGGACUCUAUUGGUGGUAAAUGUUGGAGGGUGGUAAAUGUCCAACACAUGGUUUAUUCUAACAGAGACACAAGGUACACAAGGUAAACAUGCUUGCGUUCUGGAGGUGGUUCAUGAGGCAUCUGCCGAACACAGGUGAACAAACAGUUUAUAUUGGAAGUGGGAGGAAUGGUAAAUAAGCCGCGCCCACAUGUUCUCAUUUACCCAGGUAAACCUUGAGUCUGUCUUGGUUUUAGCGGAAAUUACAUAGUGGCCCUGUUUGUAGUCUUUAACGUGUCUACAAAAUCAUAAAACCGUAUGGUGUUGUCUAUUAUGUGGAGAAGAAACCAUUCAUAACUGUUGCUAGCUUGAAACAUGUCAUCAGAAGUAGCAUAGAAAUAAUUUACAUCAUUCCGCCCCUUUAAGGCUGAAAGACUCGCAUGACAAUGUAAACAAAAUGCACAUAAACUGCUAAAGGAUAGCAAAUGUCAAUGACAGAACUUCAUGAACAAAAAUGCAAGGCAUUUGGUGGUAUCCUGGUAGCUGGAUCAAUGAAACCAACUGAAAACGAAGCCGAUAUGGAAGUUAAACUGAUUAUGAGUAUAUGGUAUAGUAUAAUGGCAUUCGAAAUUCUGUUUUCAGAUUAUUGAAGUGUCUUGAUAUAUAAAACCUUUGAACGAAGGUUAACAAUAAACAAUUGACCAAGUUGCGAAGGCUGAAAGUAGUGUCAGAGAAUGUCUUAAAAGUAUAAAAUAUUAAAUCUGAAAUUAAGCACGCGAUUCCAAGCUAUUCUGAACAUUUAAACAUCGUCUCUAGGUGAAAAAUUUAGGAAGGAGAUAGGUUCCAAAGUUUGAGAAGAAGAAAGAAAGAGAAUAAAACUUGAGAACAAUAGUUCAGCACUGCAUGCAGCACUCUCACCUAAAUAUUUAUAUUAUCCACAUAGACAUUUAUUCGAAUAUGAGUCGCAUUUACAUUACAUUUUACAUUUACAUGUAAAUGUCGCAUCCUGAUGUUACGUCUUCCAGAUAGCUGUCAGGCGACCCGUUUUAAAAUGGUAGCUGGAUGUUUAUUUGACUAUGUAUAAUAGUACAUAAUGUUCACAAUAUCUAGCCAUACUUAUUCAACAAACAAAUACAUCGGAAAUGGUUGAUUAUGGGUCUCUUCCAGACGCUGAUGCUGUCAGAAAAAAGGUUUGCCCAAACGGGCCUGUUAUGUAUUGAUCAUCUUAGUUUGUCACUUUUAAGAUACCGUCCCGCCCUCUGAUGUUACGUGUUUCUGUCAUUGUUAUUCGGAUUCUGGGGUUGUAACUAAACAAGUUAAAGUCAACUAUAAGGGUCGUCUCUUCAUUAAUACUAAUAUUAUAGUAAUAUUGUAUUCCAAAUUAAUUAAUUAAUGGAAUCAGGUUGGAGAUGUGGUAAUACUUUCCCACGUUGUGUUCGUUAUUUUUGGUAGUUUCUCUCGUACAACGUGAGGUCAUGGCUUACUUUUGGUUCAGAGAAGACAUAGCUACUGCUGCGGUGGAAUGGAGAUGUAUGAUAAUAAUAGUAACAGGGUAGUAAGGCAAACAAAACAACAAAAAGGAGAGGGAGAGCGAAAGAGUGAGCAGUGAGCACUGAACAAUGCGCAAUGAGAGUGCAAACACUGAGGUUGAAAUAUUUUGCACUUGCUAACAAGAUCGCAGGAGAUGUUAUGGUGCCAACAUUCCUUACUGUUACAGCAUUUGCUGAAAUUCUUCCGCCUGACUGUACCUUCAUUAACACCCCCUGGAUUACUGGGAAAGGUGGAGGGCUGGCGUCAGUUUUUAAAUCCAACUUCCGCUGCCGCCAAACUCCGUCAAACAGCUUCUCUAGCUUUGAACUGCAACUCUUCGAGAUACAUGUUCAACCUCCUGUUCUAUGUGCUGUGAUCUACCGUCCUCCGAAGUUUAAUAAGGAUUUUAUCCAGGAUUUUUAGGACUUUGUGGCGGGAAUUGUCUUGAACACAGAUCGCUUAUUAAUCAUAGGCGAUUUUAAUAUCCAUGUGUGUUGCGACUCCCGGCCCUUAUUUAAAGACUUCUUGAAUCACAUUGACUCUUUUAACCUCACACAGUUCGUUACUGCCCCGACGCAUGAAAAGGCACAUACACUAGACCUUGUUCUGUCCCAUGGCUUAAAUGUGUGUAUUAGUGAAAUUUGUGAUGUGCCGAUUUCAGACCAUUUACCGGUGAUGUUCACUCUGACUCUGCCUGGCUCUCAGGCUUCAACGCCAACCCCGGCGCGCCGCCUGCGCGCGCUGAAUCCGUUGACCGUGUCACAGUUUUCCGUCGCUUUUAUUGACUCUAUGCCUCCCACAAGUGACUUAGAAAAUACAUCUGCGGAGGAGAUACUCAGUUCUUUUAAUUCUACCUGCUCUAAUAUUCUGGACUUGAUUGCACCUUUUAAAGAUAGACGCCCCAAACCUAUCACUGAGCCGUGGCUCAAUGAUUACACUCGUACUCUUAGAUGCACAUGUAGGCGUGCCGAGAGAAAAUGGAAGAGGGACAAACUCUAUGUCUCCCUUGGGAUUUUAAGAGACAGUUUAGCAAAAUACCAGAAAGCCGUUAAAUCUGCGAAAACCCAAUUCAUAUCCAACCUUGUGUCCAAAAACAGCCAUAGGCCCCAGGUUAUUUUUGUCACUCUAAAAAUCUCAUUAAUCCCUGCAACUCUCCUGCUGUUGUGCCAUCACUCCCUUUAUGUGAACAAUUUCUUGCGUUCUUUAUCGAUAAAAUCUCUGCAAUCAAGUCUUCACCUCCUCUGUCCACCGUAGAUCCAGCGGCAUCUCCUGUAUGCCCUACUGUCUUCGAGCAGUUCUACCCACUGUCGCUCUCUGAGCUAUCGCAGGUGGUUACAAAAUUGAGACCUUCACAAUAUCCGCUAGACAGUAUUCCUUCCAGAUUACUGAAAGACGUGUCUAACACUGUUGGCCCAUACAUUUUAACGUUAAUAAACACCUGCCUUGCCUCAGGCUGUUUUCCAUCUGUUUUUAAACAUGCUAUAGUCCAGCCCAUUAUCAAAAAACACAACCUCGACCCCUCUGUUCUCUCCAGCUUUAGGCCUAUCUCUAAGCUUCCCUUCCUCUCUAAAGUGUUAGAGAAAGUGGUUUUAGAACAACUGCAGCUACACCUGGAUCUUAAUGACAUAACAGAAAAGUUUCAGUCUGGUUUUAAAUCACGCCACAGCACAGAAACUGCACUUUUAAAAAUCUUUAAUGAUCUUCUUUUAACUGUUGACUCGGGGAGCUCUGCUGCGCUCGUGCUUUUAGACUUGACUGCUGCCUUUGACACAGUCGACCACCAGAUUAUUUUAUCCCGCCUGGAACUCUGUGUUGGUAUUACUGGAAAUGUCCUAAAAUGGUUCAAGUCAUAUCUGUCAAAGAUAACCUUCUCUGUUCAUCUAGGCCAGUACUCCUCAGCUGCAGCCCCACUAGUCUGUGGGGUCCCCCAAGGCUCUAUUUUAUCUCCAAUUCUUUUUGCGCUAUAUCUGCUUCCCCUAGGUUCCAUUUUUAAAAAACACAACAUUUCGUUCCACUGCAUCGCAGAUGACCUAAAAGUUUACCUGCCGUUAAAAUCAAACAAAGACUCCACAAAUGCAUUGUCAAACUGUCUGAAAGAUGUGAAAACCUGGUUGGAACUUAACUUCCUAUCACUAAACAAUAAUAAAACCGAAAUAAUUGUUUUUGGCAAAUCCGAACUGCUGGAUGGCAUCGACAGUGUUCUUGGUCCCCUUGCCUCCUACAGCCGCCCUUCUGUCAGAAACCUCAGAGUUAUUUUCGACAAUGGUUUUAAAUUUAACAAGCAAAUAAGCUCAGUCGUGAAGACAAGCUUCUUCCAGCUGCGACUCCUAGCGAAAGUAAAGCCGUAUCUCCCACCAAAGGACUUUGAAAGAGUCAUUCACCUGUUCAUAAUGUCCCGUCUAGACUACUGUAAUUCUCUAUACUUUGGUGUGGACCAAUGUCUGCUCCGUCACCUGCAACUGGUCCAAAAUGCUGCUGCACGUCUCCUCACUGGGAAAAGGCGAUAUGACCACAUUACCCCUGUCCUGGCCUCUCUUCACUGGCUUCCUGUGGUUUUUAGAAUUAAAUUCAAAAUCCUGUUGUUUACUUUUAAAUCUCUACAUGGCUUGGCACCUAAAUAUAUGUCAGAGCUGGUCUGCAUCCAUGCUCCAUCUAGAGAAAUUCGGUCAGCUCAGCAGGUGCUGCUGGAUGUACCUAGGUGCAGAUAAAAGACAAAAGGCGACAGAGCCUUCGCUGUGGCCGCUCCUAAUCUUUGGAACAGUCUCCCCCUGAGUCUGAGAACUGCCCAGUCUAUAGACCAGUUCAAAACGCAACUAAAGACUCACUUUUUUACAUUGGCGUUUAACACAGAUUAAGAUUUAAUUUUAUCUUAUUCAUUGUUGUUGCUAAUAUGCAAUAUUAAGCAUUCUUGUUCUAUGUUUUGUUUUUUAUAUUGUAUUUGUGUACAGCACUUUGGUCAACUACUGUUGUUUUAAAAUGUGCUAUAUAAAUAAACUUGACUUGACUUGACUUGACUACUGUUAUGGGAGGAAAAACAUUGAACCCACUGCGCAGUCUAGUACAAUCUGAUAAGCCAGGGAACUAGUUAUAUAUGCAGUGGGGAGAACAAGUAUUUGGUACACUGCCGAUUUUGCAGGUUUUCCCGCUUACAAAGCAUGUAGAGGUCUGUCAUUUUUAUCAUAGGUACUCUUCAACUCUGACGGAAUCUAAAACAAAAAUCCAGAAAAUCACAUGGUAUGAUUUUUAAGUAAUUAAUUUGCAUUUUAUUGCAUGACAUAAUUAUUUGAUACAUCAGAAAAGCAGAACUUAAUAUUUGGUACAGAAACCUUUGUUUGCAAUUACAGAGAUCAUAUGUUUCCUGUAGUUCUUGACCAGGUUUGCACACUGCAGCAGGGAUUUUGGCCCACUCCUCCAUGCAGACCUUUUCCAGAUCCUUCAGGUUUCGGGGCUCUCGCUGGGCGAAUACGGACUUUCAGCUCCCUCCAAAGAUGUUCUAUUGGUUUCAGGUCUGGAGACUGGCUAGGCCACUCCAGGGGUCUCAUUUAUAACCGUUGCGUACGCACAAAACGGGGCUGAAAUUGGCGUGCGUGACUUUCCACGCCAAGGUUGUGAUCUAUAAAAAACCAACUUGACGGGAGAAUGUGUGCAGCCCUAAGCAAACUCUGACCCAUGCGUACGCAUGGUUUGGAGGAAAAGGAGAAUUGGCGACACAGAUGGUGUGGUGGUGAACUGAAGUCAGACGGAAGAAUUGUAGAGUGAGAAGAACGAUUAUGUUUUAUCAUCGCCCUUCAUAAAUUUAAUUUCAACCCGUAUCAUGCGUUAAAUCGAUGUAAUCUGAAUAAUUUAAGUCAACUGCGUUAUAUCUCAGUUAUAACUCCAGAAAGAUCUCCAGAAAGAUCUCCUUAGAAUAUAAAUUAAAAUAAAUUCUCUAUAUUUAAUCCCGUCACUGUCCACUGACGGCGCGACUGCAUGGAAUAAAGCAUCUGUCCAACAUGUGUCAAUAACAUAAUAUUUUUAUGUGACACUGUAAACGCAUAAUCAAAUGUCAAUUAUAUCCCAAGUGUGGAAAACCAAGCCACACUCCUCAUCACAAUCGUUGUCCGUAACUCUUGACACUUUUCAUGACAAGUCAGGCAUUAAAAAGGGGUUAUGUUCAGGAACAUUUUACGUGGGAGAUUACAAACUGAUUAUCCAAGGUGUUCUCGGUCAGUUUUGUUACCGUAACCCUAUAUAUACAGAGGUGAGCGCCGUGGUAAUGCUGCACCAUAUGGCACUUCUGGCGGACCAUGCAAAUGGCAGGAUUCGGAGGGAGAGGGUCUUUAGGGACCAUAACGAUUUAUUGGUACAUAAAAAUAUGUACCUUUAUUCUGGGACUGUGCGCUCCGUGCUACUGACAGAAUUCACUGCUGCAGCAACAUGUUGCCACUCACUCUGCUUUUUGUUGUUGGCGAUCCCAAUCCCGUGACCGCCGAACAAAACUACUUUUCGGGCCUCCAUCCCACCAACAAGUGUCUCCACUUGUGGGUGACAAUUCGUGAAAUUGUCCUCCGUUGAAUUUCGCUUUUUUGCUUUUCUCAGUACUUCUGCCAUUGUUUCCGACAAGACAUAAUACUUGCAUCUCAGACUGUUUUAUAUGUAGAUCGAAUUCAUGAGGUCAUUUGCAUUAAAUAAAAAGGGGCGUGUACAGGGCGGAACGUGAAGCUGAUUCAGCUGCUUACACUUGUAGGCAGUCUGUGAUUUAUAAAGAAAAGAUUGCGUACGGUGUGCGUACGCAGGGUUUUAUAAAUCUGAAUAUUUUUUGGCGCACGCAAAACUUGGCUUUUGGGCGUACGUAUACUUUUAGUAACGAUCCCACGCACAGUUUUAUAAAUGAGACCUCUGGACCUCGAGAUGCUUCUUACGGAACCACUCCUUAGUUGCCCUGGCUGUGUGUUUGUUGUCAUGCUGGAAGACCCAACCAAGACCCAUCUUCAAUGCUCUUACUGAGGGGUUGUUGGCCAAGAUCUUGCGAUACAUGGCCCCAUCCAUCCUCCCCUCAAUACGGUGCAGUCGUCCUGUCCCCUUUGCAGAAAAGCAUCCCCAAAGAAUGAUGUUUCCACCUCCAUGCUUCACGGUUGGGAUGGUGUUCUUAGGGUUGUACUCAUCCUUCUUCUUUCUCCAAGCACGGCGAGUGGAGUAUAGACCAAAAAGCUCUAUUUUUGUCUCAUCAGAUCACAUGACCUU